AUGGCUCUUUCACGAGCGCGAACGGCAAGACGCUUGAGCUGCCGCGCUGCGGGUUUCAAGGUAUGGCGCCAGCAUCGGUGCCGCGUUUGGCUGCAGGAUUUCGCUGCGAUGGAUCUUGUUGCCGCGCUCAAGGCGUGUGGCAGCUUGGGGGAUCUGGACUCCGGCAGGGAAGCGCAUCGCGCGGCUCUUGAGAACGGUGAUCUCUCCAGCAUUUUCGUUGCCACUGCGUUGAUUGAUAUGUACUCCAAAUGCAGGGCGAUGGUGGAAGCCCGAGGCGUGUUUGACGCGAUGGAUUCUCGCGACGUGGUCUCGUGGAACGCUUUGAUCGCGGGGUAUGUGGAGAAUGGACAGAGUAAGCUCGCUCUGGACUUGUUCUUUGGCUUGGAAAGACCAAACUCGAGAAGUUUUGUGGCUGCAGCUAUGGCGUGUGUGGAUUUGGCUGCGGACGAAGCCGGCCAAAGAAUUGGUGACGAGGGAAGAGUGGUGAAGCUAAAGUUUCUGGAAGAAACCAUGGCUGUGCACUCUCGGGCUCGACAGAUGAAACUGGACGCUGCGAUCUUUGUUGGAAACGCUCUGGUGAAUUCAUACGCAAAGUGUGGAAGCCUGAUGGACGCUCGACGAGUGUUUGACGGUAUGGUUCUUCAUGACGUCGUGUCCUGGAACUCUCUGAUGCGUGGCUGUGUAGAGAACGACGAGUUUGCCAUCGCUUUGGAGCUCUUUUCACUGGCACUGUUUCGUGAUGCUCGGACUGUCGUGGCUGCUCUCAUGGCUUUGUGGAAAGCACAGGGAUAUCUUCGUCGAGAACACUCUGGUGGAUGCUUAUGCCAAGUGCAGCAGCAUGAUCGAUUCGAGGAAGAGAACGGGGAGGACGAGCUGGCUCUCGAGCUCUUUGAGGCCAUGCGAGUUGCAAAGUUGAUACAGCCGGAUGCUAGGACGUUUGUGGCUGCUUCUAUGGCCUGUGCUGGGCUAUCAGCAAGCGAACAAAGCUGUGAACUCGACGGCAAAAUGGUGAAGACGCUUUGCACAGAGAAAGGAACCAGGAUACAUCUUCAAGCUCGAGAUUGUGGCUUUGAUUCGGAACUCUUCGUGGCCAAUGCUCUGAUUGACAUGUACGCCAAGUGUGGAAGCAUAAACGACGCCAGGAAAGUUUUUACCGGUUUGAAACAUCCUGACGUCGUUUCGUGGACAUCACUGCUACAGGGAUACGCGGAAGAUGGUGGUGGUGGUGAGCUUGCUUUGGAGGUCUUUCAAAGACUGGAGCAAACCUCAGGUUGUGUGUUGAAUUCUCGGGCUUUUGUCGCUGCUCUAAUGGCUUGUUCCAGUUUGGCAGCAAAAGAGCAGGGAAGAAAAGUCGAUGGAAAGCUCGUGAAACUCAACUCCCUGGCGAAAUCCUUGGAAAUCCACUCAGCAGCUGCGAGAAACUUGUGUGACUCGGACAUCUUCGUCAGCAAUGCUCUGGUAAGUCUCUACUCAAACUGUGGAUUCAUGCUGGGUUCUCGGACAGUGUUUGACAGGAUGAAAGCUCACGACUGUGUCUCGUGGAACUCGUUGAUCCUGGGAUACGUCCAGAAUGGCGAGAGCUCCCUCGCUUUGGAUCUCUUCGAGUGCGGCAACUUCCAGAAAAACUCCCGGGCAUUCGUCGCCGCUCUCGCAGCUUGCGCAGCUCUUGCCGCUCGAGAAGAUGCAGAAUUCGUGGCCGGAAAGCUCGUGAAGCUCAAGAGCCUGGAAAGAGGCAUGGCGAUUCACUCGAGCGCCAGGAAUUGCGACUGGUGGGAAUCGAACUCGGGCAAUACUUUCCUCACGAACAGCCUCUUUCACAUGUACUCCAAGUGUGGGAGCUUGGAAGAUGCUCAACGGAUCUUUGACCUUGACCGUGGUCAAGGCCUUGGUACGUUGACGUGGAAAGAGCUCGUCCAAGCUUACGUGGAGAAUGGUGAGAGUGACCUGGCACUUGGGAUAUUCGCUCAUGUGGUUAAACUGGAGUGUGACACUGGUGCUUUGCUUGCUGGGCUCAUGGCCUGUGGUAACUUGGUAAAUCUAGAGACCGGGAAAUGGAUCCAGGGGGAAAUUUACCGACGUGGCUAUGAGAAAGUUACUGACGUCGUAACUGGCAUGGUUAGUUUUUACUCCAAAUGCGGUGGGAGGAUGGGGAAUGCCCGCCACGUUUUUGACCAGGCUUGGACCCUCGACAGUGUUCUCUGGAAUUCCCUUAUAUGUGGAUAUUCUCGAGAGGGUGAAAUUAAAGUUAUGCUUGAUUUACUCUACCAUAUGCGAGGAGAAGGUUAUCACCCAGACGGGGUAACUUUCCUCUCCAUUCUCAGUGCUUGCUGCCACGCUGGAUUGGUGGACAGGGCCGAGCAUGUGUUCCGGGUGGUGAUGUGUCAAGAAUGUGGCAUUGUGCCGUCUGUCCAGCACUACACGUGUAUGGUAGAUCUGUUUGGCCGCGCAAACCAGCUUGACAAGGCACUGAGAUUGGUGGAAGAAAUGCCACACAAGCCGGACAAGGUGACGUGGCUUUCAUUGCUGAGCGCGUCUAGAACGUGGAAGAAUGCUGGCGUGGGCAAGGUCGCAUUUGAGAAGGUGAUGACGUUCGACAAAGAAGAGGCUGCGGCUUACUCGCUAAUGGCAAACCUAAUGGGUGGGGAGUGACUAAAUAACGAAGUUCAACUAUAUAGCUAGUGAAAAUGUAAAUACUUUUUUUGAAUAUAUUAGGUACAUA
Messenger RNA from Selaginella moellendorffii, 2719 nucleotides. Its product is annotated as pentatricopeptide repeat-containing protein At2g29760, chloroplastic-like. Lineage: Eukaryota; Viridiplantae; Streptophyta; Lycopodiopsida; Selaginellales; Selaginellaceae. The record is from RefSeq and is a predicted model, not a curated record. Gene Ontology annotation, molecular function: protein binding; RNA binding. The transcript is spliced from 3 exons. Gene Ontology annotation, biological process: RNA modification. Bases 1 to 2649 code for a protein of 882 amino acids.